Messenger RNA from Limanda limanda (common dab), 963 nucleotides. It is a transcript of the gene hsd17b8, whose product is annotated as hydroxysteroid (17-beta) dehydrogenase 8. The transcript is spliced from 9 exons. Bases 10 to 780 code for a protein of 256 amino acids. Gene Ontology annotation, molecular function: oxidoreductase activity, acting on the CH-OH group of donors, NAD or NADP as acceptor. The record is from RefSeq and is a predicted model, not a curated record. NCBI's taxonomy places the organism in Eukaryota, Metazoa, Chordata, Actinopteri, Pleuronectiformes, Pleuronectidae.
GACUCCAUCAUGGCGGCCGCUGUGAGACUCGUGUCGAGGCUGACUCUGGUCACCGGCGGAGGCAGCGGGAUCGGACGCGCGGUGUGCCAGCGCUUGGCGUCUGAAGGCGCCUCCGUGGUGGUCGCUGACAUCAGUGAGGAGUCGGCCAAUGAGACGCUGGGCAGCCUGCAGAGAGACCUCAGAGGGCAAGGUCACAUGGCGUCUGUGGUGGACGUCUCGUCGAAAGAGAGCGUGACCAAGCUGAUCACUAGUAUACAGACUCGUUUCUUCCAGCCUCCCUCGGUGUGUGUGAACGCAGCCGGCAUCACCCAGGACGACUUCCUGCUCAACAUGACGGAGGAGCAGUUCGACAAAGUCAUCCAGGUCAACCUGAAGGGUUCCUUCCUGGUCACGCAGGCCGUGGCUCAGGCCCUGGUGGCCUGUGGAGCAACCAAAGGAUCCUUGGUGACUGUCGGCAGCAUCGUGGGGAAGGUGGGAAACAUUGGACAGGCAAAUUAUGCCGCCUCUAAAUCCGGAGUGGAAGGUUUAACCAGAACUGCAGCCAAAGAGCUGAGCAGGUUCGGGAUCCGGUGUAACUGUGUGCUGCCGGGGUUCAUAUCCACGCCCAUGACGGAUAAGGUUCCGGAGAGAGUUAUCACCAAGAUGAAGUCUCUGGUGCCGAUGGGACGAAUGGGAGAACCUGCAGAGGUCGCUGAUGUUUGUGCGUUUCUCGCCUCCGACGACUCCCGUUACAUCACGGGCGCGAGCAUCGAAGUCACAGGUGGACUUUUCAUUGGCUGAAUCAAACGUCCGUCACGCUGCUGAAGACCAAUGGGAGGAGAGCUCCUUCGUAGUUCAUUUAAUUAUUAAAGGGAAGAGAUUCUGCUGUUUGUGGCUCUUUGAUCACCGUUGACUGUGUUUUACAAAUCAUGCACUUAAGUGUAAAGAUUGUUUUUGUGAUAAUAAAUACCUGAUGUUUGUGUA